Uloborus diversus is the source of this 864-nucleotide messenger RNA. RefSeq lists its product as uncharacterized. The record is from RefSeq and is a predicted model, not a curated record. Bases 180 to 722 code for a protein of 180 amino acids. The transcript is spliced from 3 exons. Gene Ontology annotation, biological process: cellular response to hydrogen peroxide. NCBI's taxonomy places the organism in Eukaryota, Metazoa, Arthropoda, Arachnida, Araneae, Uloboridae.
CAAACAACGAAUAUGAUGCGUAAUUGUAUUGAAUGCGAGUAAAUGAAUAUGUGUGAACGCGAAAAUGAUUUUAAAUUAUUUGUCGAGCUUACUCUCGUUUUCUGGAAAACAUUUGUAAAAUAGAACGAAAGUUAAAGCAAAAUUUUGAAGGAAAACAAAAUAAAUUAAAAAAAAGAAAAAUGCCAGAUACAGAAGACUGCCAACUCGCUGUCCUGCAGAAUGAGUUUAAGAAGUUGCGAGUAGAUCUAAACAGCUUGUGCCGAUCACAUGACAAGCAAACAAGUAACAAAAAUACUUGGCGAAGUCAUCUGGAUGUUAUCAAAGACAAAAACUUCAACCAUAAUGUUUUGAACUCAAUGAAAUUGGAACACUGCAAGUGCCGAACAAAUAAUAAUUGUGCCAGAAUGCUCAACCGUAAGAAACGCAGGAAAUACGUUAAUAAAAAUUUAGAUAAGUCCCCUGGAUCAGAGUCGCAUUCUCCAUUGGAGUCUGGUUUGAGAGAGAUUGUUCAAGCGGUAAAAGAAUCUGUCAUGUCUCAACACUGCUCAGAUACAAAUUUGUUAGAUCAUCGGUUAGCAAUAUCACUUGAAUAUGUGGAUAACCAUCCUGCUCAACAAGAUGCAUCAGAUGACAUAACAGUAGACGAGUUAGCGGGAUAUUUUGAAAAUUUUGUAUAUAUUCCUAAAAAGAUGUCUCAUAUGGCUGAAAUGAUGUAUACUUAAAUUCAUGUGUCAAUGAUGGAUUUGUCUUCAGCCCGACAUUUGCUGUAUUAUGAAAGGAGUUUUUUGUGUGAUCAAAUUAGGCAUAUUAAAAAAUUGUACUAAAAUUUUUCUAACAUUUGUUAAUAAAGGCUUUGUUAAGUAA